GCCCGGGAGGACAUUUUUUGGAAGACCGGAAGUGGCCGUAGUCCCGGAAGGUGGUUUCUGGCCCGCGCUGCCGCUGUUGAGUAUUUCUGUUGUUAAUUCUUUUAAUAACAAGAAGAAGUCUUCGGGAAUGAUUCCGGUUUCUUGGUAUCUCUGUGGGGCUCCUUACAAGAUCUUCCGCCAGACUUCAGAUGACUUCAUCCACACAUCUCUGACUGAUUUCAUAGAGAACCCGUAAGCUUCUGGCUGCUGAGAGAACAGGGUCGAGACCCAGGGUGACCAUGUCAAGCAACUGCACUUCAACACCUUUGGCACCAGGGGAUCUUGGAAGUUCAUGUGAGAGACCCGUGUCCUUCAUGGAUGUGUCUAUAGAUUUCAGCAGAGACGAAUGGCAGCACCUAGACCCCCAUCAAAGAAGCCUCUACCGGGAUGUGAUGCAGGAGACCUACAGCCACCUGCGCUCAGUAGAAGAAUUGCAGCAAAUUAGUGGCCAGAAAGAGACCUGUCAGCAAAUAGAAAAUAAGUCGGCAAGUGAUGUUAUCUUCAUCAAGAAGACACUGGAUACAAAGAGUCGUUGUGGAUCUGAGGUCAUUAGAAAAAUAAUUCAUGUGAACCCAUACAUUGUUCUGCCCCCCAAAAGACCCCAUCAGUGUGACUCACUUGGGAAUGAUCUGAAGCAUAAUUUAGAAUUACAGAGUCAUAAUGAAAAUAACGGGCCAGAGAGAAUUAAAAAGAUUACUGAAUAUGAUAAAAAUUCAUCUUAUACCAAUGCUGAGCAUACUGUAACAAGAAAGGAAUUAUGGGACCAAAAUCAAUGUGGAAAAGCCCUCAGUUAUGAACAAGUACCUUAUCAAUAUCAGAAAAUUUAUGUUGGAGAGAAUUCAUAUGAAUGUGCUGAAUUUGGAAAGCUCUCCACCCAGAAGUCACAGUUCAAAGUACAUAUGAAAUCUCAUACAGGAGAAAAACUUUAUGUAUGUGUUGAAUGUGGGAAGGCAUUUUCACAAAAACCAGAAUUCAUUACACAUCAGAAAACCCAUACUAGAGAGAAACCCUAUAAAUGCAAUGACUGUGGAAAGUCCUUUUUCCAAGUCUCUUCUCUCUUCAGACAUAAGAGGUUUCACACUGGAGAAAAGCUCUAUGAAUGCAGUGAGUGUGGGAAAGGCUUCUCCUACAACUCGGACCUCAUUAUCCAUCAGAAAAUCCACACAGGAGAGAGACAUCAUGCAUGCACUGAGUGUGGCAAAGCCUUCACACAGAAGUCUACACUCAAGAUGCACCAGAAGAUCCAUACAGGAGAAAGAUCCUACAUAUGUAUCGAGUGUGGACAGGCUUUCAUCCAGAAGACACACUUGGCUGCACACCGCAGAAUUCACACCGGAGAAAAGCCAUAUGAGUGCACUAACUGUGGAAGGUCCUUCAUUUCCAAGUCACAGCUCCAGGUCCACCAGCGAACUCACACAAGAGUGAGGCCCCAUCUGUCUGCUGAGUAUGGGGAAAUCUUCAGCAGUAGUUCCAACCUCAUUGCACAUAAAAAAGCUCAAGUGAGAGAGAGAUCUUCUGUCUGCACGGAAUGUGGGAAGGCCUUUACCUACAAGUCAGAAUUAAUCAUUCACCAGAGAAUUCACACCGGAGAGAAACCUUAUCAGUGUAGUGACUGUGGAAAAGCCUUCACCCAGAAGUCAGCUCUCACAGUGCACCAAAGAAUCCAUACAGGAGAAAAAUCAUAUGUGUGCAUGAAAUGUGGGCUGGCUUUCAUCCAAAAGGCACACUUGGUUGCACACCAGAUAAUCCAUACUGGAGAAAAACCUUAUAAAUGUGGUCACUGUGGAAAACUCUUUACGUCCAGGUCCCAACUCCAUGUACACAAACGAAUUCACACAGGAGAAAAACCUUACGUGUGCAGUAAAUGUGGGAAGGCAUUCACUAACAGGUCAAAUCUCAUCACACAUCAGAAAACACAUACAGGAGAAAAAGCCUAUGUAUGUUCAAAGUGUGGAAAGGCCUUCACUCAGAGGUCAGACCUGAUGAUACACCAGAGAAUUCAUACCGGAGAGAAACCAUAUGGCUGCAGUACCUGUGGGAAAGCCUUUACCCAGAAAUCACACCUCAAUAUACACCAGAAAAUUCAUACUGGAGAGAGACAGUAUGAAUGCCAUGAAUGUGGAAAAGCCUUCAAUCAGAAAUCAAUACUGAUGGUGCAUCAGAAAAUUCAUACAGGGGAGAAACCCUACGUGUGUACUGAAUGUGGGCGAGCUUUCAUCCGCAAGUCAAACUUCAUCACUCAUCAAAGAAUUCAUACCGGGGAGAAACCUUAUGAAUGCAAUGACUGUGGGAAGUCCUUUCCUUCUAAAUCUCAGCUCCUGGUGCACCAGCCGAUCCACACAGGUGAGAAACCUUAUGUGUGUGCCGAGUGUGGGAAAGCCUUUAGUGGCAGGUCAAAUCUCAGUAAGCACCAAAAAACUCACACAGGGGAGAAACCCUACGUCUGUUCGGAAUGUGGGAAGACCUUCAGACAGAAGUCAGAGUUGAUUACACAUCAUAGAAUUCAUACUGGAGAGAAGCCUUAUGAGUGUAGUGACUGUGGGAAAUCAUUCACUAAGAAAUCACAGCUUCAAGUACAUCAGCGAAUUCAUACAGGAGAGAAGCCUUAUGUGUGUUCUGAAUGUGGGAAGGCCUUCACUGAUAGGUCCAACUUAAAUAAGCACCAAACAACACACAGUGGAGAUAAACCUUAUAAGUGUGUAGUCUGUGGAAAAGGCUUUGUUCAGAAGUCAGUGCUCAGUGUGCAUCAGAGUAUUCACACUUAAACAUUAUGAGGAAAAACUCACUGAGGUCUUGUCUUAAUGUAAUCGUUUUUUCUGUGAAAUGGGAUGCUAUGUAUAUUAUUGUAAUUAAAAAUGCCCAUGUGUCAGUGCUACACAUUACUGCUCAGAAAAGGACCCAGAGAAGGACCUUUCUACAUGCCAAGAAGAAACUGCAUCCAUUUGAUACAAUAGAAACUUUCUCAUGAAGAAAUUCAGUGGAACACUAUUACCAAGUUCUUCACAAGGACGCCUGUGUUAACCAUGUUAAUGAGAAUACUGUUGGGGUAGAUAUAGUACCAACUAAUUGAAUGAUGAAACCAUAUAAUAUGCACGAUAGCGAGUCUUUUCUCUGUCAGUUAUUUGUUGCAAACAUUAACAGACCUGUGGGUGUGUUUGCAUUCUUGGUUGAAUCUAACAUAUUUAUGCAUACCCAGUACUUCUGUUGAGAGACAUAUACUACAGGAUGGGGCAUGGCAUUUCAUGUCUCUAAUUCCAGCCUUUUGGAAGGGCAGAGGCAGGAGGGUCACCAUGACUACAAGGCUAGUCUAAGCUACAGGGUAAGACCCUAUCUCAAAAAUGAGAAAGACCACAAUAAAAACAUAUACUAACAAAAACUUCAGAGUGUAAGUGGGUUCUCAUUGUCAUUUAUACCAGGACCUGUAACCCACUUCAUAAGGUACCAGUUGUCUGUUACAGCUCUGGAGGGAAGGAUUACCCUGGCCAUCAAAAGCCAGGCUAUACCUACAGCUCAAAGGGGAAAAGUAUCCUGGCUGUUAGAAUCCAGGCUAUACCUGUAAGUGUUACAGCUCUGAAGAGAAAUGUAUCCUGGUUGUCAGAAGCAAUAUCUAUAACUUGGAAGGGAGAGGUAUCCUGGUUGUCAGAAGCAAUAUCUGUAACUCGGAAGGGAAAGGUAUCCUGGUUGUCAGAAGCAAUAUCUGUAACUCGG
Molecule: messenger RNA, 3747 nt
Organism: Microtus ochrogaster (prairie vole)
Lineage: Eukaryota; Metazoa; Chordata; Mammalia; Rodentia; Cricetidae
Biological process (GO): regulation of DNA-templated transcription
Molecular function (GO): RNA polymerase II cis-regulatory region sequence-specific DNA binding; DNA-binding transcription factor activity, RNA polymerase II-specific
Source: RefSeq, a predicted model, not a curated record